Molecule: messenger RNA, 528 nt
Organism: Sphaerulina musiva SO2202
Lineage: Eukaryota; Fungi; Ascomycota; Dothideomycetes; Mycosphaerellales; Mycosphaerellaceae
Exons: 4
Coding region: 1-528 (175 amino acids)
Source: RefSeq, a predicted model, not a curated record
AUGGCCCCACAAGUACCAGCCUUGGCUCAGUCAGAAUCAAAAGCUCGCUUUUUCGCACGGUUAGGACUCGACCUCACCAAUGGCACGCACAGACGGGUGUACAACCUGAUGAAGAUGGAGGCCGCCGAUGGCCGCAGGAGACUUCUCGAAAACCAGGCCGGCAGCACAGCUCAGAUUCACGAAACUGCAUGGCAGAACGAAGUGUUGAGAAUAUAUAACGACGCUCAGCCUCAAACUCGCGCCGUUUAUCAAUUUGGCCACGAUCUUGCCGAUCCCCAAGCUCCCGAUAACUGGAUCAUCAGAUGGAUGCUUUGGCAUGUAUUUCGUUAUCGCGACUAUCGCAACAAGCAGCAGCGAUCGACGAACGAGGCCGGCUCGGGGGACGGGGACGAGGACGAAUAUGGGUCUGAUCAGCCGUUAACCCGCGAGAGCAGUGGCUCGCGAAAGGGUAGUGCGAGUUCGACUGUUGUAGCAAGCAAGACCGGCUCCAGCUCACGGUCAUACUGGGACCCGGUACGCAAUCCAUAA